GUAUUAAAAUUUCAAAUUUUUUGCAGAUAUUAUCAUCAUGAUCCCAUCCAUGGAUAUAAAACGAAGGUUAGGUUCAGUCUUGCCAAAGAAAUUUCAAAAUGAGAUGGUGAAGUUUCACUUCAACCAACCAGUUUAUAUAACUGGUGAGACUUUAAUGAGCACUACAAUGUUAAAUUCAAAUCCAAGUGGACCAAUGAACAUUGUAGAUCCUAAAGCCAAUUAUGUUGCUGCAGCUGAUUUGGAGGAAGGAAAGCACCGGUACCUGGUAUCUGGCCGGUAUGAUGGUAGCAUGGCUGUGCAUGACUUGCACACCACAACCCUCCAGACCAUCAGCCCCAUCUCUAGGACAGUCUUCCCAUGUGUUGUCCAAAUGCAAAACAUGAAACCAAACCUUCACAAGAAACCUGUGACACGAGUUCAGUGGUAUCCAGGAGACUACGGUCAUUACAGCACAUCCAGCCGCCAUGAAAACACUGUCAAACUUUGGGACCCCAACAGAGAAUGCAUGACAGAAGAGUUUAAAUUUGAAAAUUUUACUGUUGCCGACCACGCAUAUUCCUAUCACCAACCCAUCAUUGCUGUGUCUAUUGGGGGGGAUGUUUGCAUUAUCGACUUACGCACUGGACACAUCGGACAAAAAAUGCAACGACCAAAAUUAACAGCCAAUAAAUUUCGCCAUUCUGCACAACAGCCUGCAAAUGAAGAUGCGCAGUCAUCUGGAAAAAUUGACUUAUUGCCCGAUAUCUCACGAUUUUCGUCGGGAAGAACCGCUUCGGCGUGGAUGGCGAAUCUCGACCAGCAAAUAGAAGUCAUGCGGUCAGCAUUACAGCUUCGAGGAGCCAGCAGAAACGAGAACAAUGAAGCUUUCCUUGGCUUUGACCGUGCAUCGACGAGAUCUGCGUAUCGAACGUAUCGACUCGGGCGUGAACAGCAAAAAUGUAAAUUUUUGGGGGCAGACGUCGAGCUAAAAUCGACGUGUGUGCGUUUUCAUCCUGCUAUCCCAUCUGUCGUAACCGCAGGCUACUCUGAUGGAGCUGUUGUAUUGUGGGAUGUGCGCUCGAGCCGUAGCUAUAUCUGCAACAUCAUGGAUGGUUUGCCGGAGCAGUCAAAGCGACCGACAGAUUCGUUAGUUGGAAUAAGAUACUCCCAUGACGGUCAUCACUUGGUGACGUACACCGCGCGACAAGUGUCGGUCUGGGACGGCCUCAGCGGAGAAUCCAAGAUUGCUCGUAUAAGUUUCGAUCAAUGUCCGAAGUUGACGAGUUGCGGAUGCAAUGGGAUAAACGAAUUACAGAUUUCAACCGCCGCAAGCCGUGCCUUCAUGAAUAUUGGCCCCGGAAUUUUUGUCUUUGACCUAAUUUCUGGUGCUCAGCUGUCACGGUUCCGGGGAGGGCACAUGAGAUCCAUCUCCGGUCUAGUCCUCGACAACAGUCAACACCGAAUUUUUUCCUAUGGCAUUGACGCGAACUUCAUUUCUUGGAACUUCCAAUCGAAGGAAUUUUCGAAAACUGUCAAGACGAAAGGAAUCCCCGCUGAUCAGCCCAGUGAAAGACGUUGGCAUGAAGAGGAUGCUUGGAGCUCCGAUGAAGAUUAAGUGUGUUGUACAGUUCAGAAUUUUCUCGAGUAUCUAGUUGUUGUCUUCGUUCUUUUUACUUUUUCAUUAAGAAUCUUUUUUGAAAAGGCCUCUGAAUAUCCUUUUUUGAAGUCAUUGGAACAAAGGUUAUAUCAUAUCUUGGACAAGGUUGUGAACAGCGUUAAAUCACUACGUCAGAGGGGUAAUGAAAUAAGAAAUUAUUUUUGCAAAGUUUGUUUACUUACUUGAAGGAAGAAAGGGGUACAUUUUUGACUUGGUACUGAUGCCCAGAUUAUUUUUGUUAAAGUUCAUAGAAUGAA
Messenger RNA from Hyalella azteca, 1893 nucleotides. RefSeq lists its product as uncharacterized. Gene Ontology annotation, molecular function: protein binding. Gene Ontology annotation, biological process: transcription-coupled nucleotide-excision repair; proteasome-mediated ubiquitin-dependent protein catabolic process; protein polyubiquitination. The record is from RefSeq and is a predicted model, not a curated record. The coding region runs from base 38 to 1594 and encodes 518 amino acids. Gene Ontology annotation, cellular component: Cul4A-RING E3 ubiquitin ligase complex; nucleotide-excision repair complex. Lineage: Eukaryota; Metazoa; Arthropoda; Malacostraca; Amphipoda; Hyalellidae. The transcript has 7 exons.